AUGCUUGAUACAAUAGCAUCACGGCCCGCGAGACGCCUCGUCAUAUCGUAUGUCGCUGUCUUCUUCGCCGCCUCAAGUCUGCCGCCAUUGACCGUCGCCGAUUCCAAUGCGCCGUGCUAUGACCCGACCGGUACCCUCGCACCCGGGUAUUUUCCUUGCGAUUCGACGGCCUACAUCACCAACUGCUGCGCACCCGGCUACACCUGCUUCAGCAACUCGCUCUGUGUCGUGACAAACGAGUCCAAGUCGUUCCCCAACCUCACCCUGGGCGCGGUUGAGCGCUCCAUGUGCACCAACCCGCAGUGGAACAACGACAUCUGCGGCGACUUUUGCAUCACCGGCUCGGGCAAUGCCGACGGCGAAAUGGUCGCCUGCGGUGACAACCGCUUUUGCUGCCGCGGCGACUACAACGCAGGGCGCUGCAACUGUUCUCUGUCGUCGCCCAACGAGGGCGGUAGCUUUGUGGUGAACGCGGGCAAGCCGCAGACCAUCGUGGGCGAGACGGCGUCCUUUACCGGCACCGUAUCCUACCUGACAUCGCAACCGACACCGGCCCCUACGCCAACCUCGGCCGAAUCCUCCUCGACAUCGUUGCCCACGAGCUCCAGUGCCUCAGCGUCUGCGAGCACGUCGCCAAUGCCCCAGCCCGAAACGAGCAAGCACACCUUGGCCUUGGGUCUCGGCGUUGGUCUCGGUGUCGGUGUCCCGCUCCUGGCGGUCGCAGGUUGGCUCUAUUAUUGGUUCGGGCUGCGGAAAAACAAAAAAGGCCGUCGUAGUAGCGGGCGCCGUUGGACGCUCCCGAUGGACCUGGCACUGGACGGCACGGCAUUCGGAGAGCAGAUGGCAAGGCAGGAAAACGCACUCCAGACGGGCGAGGUUGGCGCCAGGACAAGCCUUCUCGAGAACGACGGGCUUCCUGGCCACCGUCUCAACCUCAGCAACCUGAGUGAGGUGCCGCCACCGCCGCCACAGGUCCGUCACGAUGUCGGUUGA
Sporothrix schenckii 1099-18 is the source of this 993-nucleotide messenger RNA. RefSeq lists its product as uncharacterized. NCBI's taxonomy places the organism in Eukaryota, Fungi, Ascomycota, Sordariomycetes, Ophiostomatales, Ophiostomataceae. The transcript has a single exon. The record is from RefSeq and is a predicted model, not a curated record. Bases 1 to 993 code for a protein of 330 amino acids.